Pogona vitticeps (central bearded dragon) is the source of this 4425-nucleotide messenger RNA. The record is from RefSeq and is a predicted model, not a curated record. Lineage: Eukaryota; Metazoa; Chordata; Lepidosauria; Squamata; Agamidae.
GGCCCGGGAAAGAGAGGCGGGGCCCGUGUGGAAGCGGAGCCGCUGAAACCGCCUCCGUUGCCUUUCACGUUGUUUCGGCGCCCGGCUGAGCUGAGCGGGUGGAAGGUGUUGCCGCCCCGGGGGUUCUCCGUCUCUCACACCCUGCGUCGCCUUUCUCGCCCGCUUUUUGGUCUCCUUGAGCCGAGGAAGUGGAAGGGGCGAUGCAGGAACAGGAAAGAAGGAGGCCGGGAAGGUCACCACCCGCACGGCAGCCUGGCCCCGGCCUCUUUCGCUUUCGCCUUCCUCGCCGUCCCGCCCGCCAGGAGGAAUUGGCGGAAAGGGGGUUGGACGUGUCGGGGGUGCCCUUUAGCGAGGCCUCUACCUUUGAGUGACUUUGGCGGAGGAAGGAAGCCCCACACAGCAUACAGUCUCUGAGAUAGACCCUGGCCCAGGUGAACAAAAUGUGAAGAAGGCAAAAUGGUACAUGCUGAAGCCUUUUCUCGUCCCCUAAGUAGGAAUGAAGUUGUUGGUUUAAUUUUCCGUUUAACAAUAUUUGGUGCUGUGACAUAUUUUACCAUAAAAUGGAUGGUAGAUGCAAUUGAUCCAACGAGGAAGCAAAAAGUAGAAGCUCAAAAACAGGCAGAGAAGUUAAUGAAGCAAAUAGGAGUGAAAAAUGUCAAGCUUACAGAGUAUGAAAUGAGCAUUGCUGCACAUCUUGUAGAUCCUCUUAGCAUGCAUGUAACAUGGAGCGACAUUGCAGGUUUAGAUGAUGUUAUUACCGACCUGAAAGACACAGUUAUCUUGCCGAUCAAAAAGAAACAUCUGUUUCAGAACUCCAGGCUCUUACAACCUCCAAAAGGAGUACUUCUCUACGGCCCUCCAGGCUGUGGUAAAACGUUGAUUGCCAAAGCUACAGCAAAAGAAGCAGGUUGCCGAUUUAUUAAUCUUCAACCUUCAACGCUGACAGACAAAUGGUAUGGGGAGUCUCAGAAGCUAGCAGCUGCAGUUUUUUCUCUGGCUAUGAAGCUUCAACCCUCCAUCAUCUUUAUUGAUGAAAUAGAUUCUUUUCUACGGAGUCGUUCAAGCUCUGAUCACGAAGCCACUGCUAUGAUGAAGGCCCAGUUCAUGAGUCUCUGGGAUGGUCUGGACACUGACUACAAUUGCCAAGUGAUAGUGAUGGGAGCCACCAAUCGCCCUCAGGAUCUUGACUCUGCGAUUAUGAGAAGAAUGCCUACGAGAUUUCAUAUCAACCAACCUGCACUAAGGCAAAGAGAAGCAAUCCUGAAACUGAUUUUGAAAAAUGAAAAUGUGGACAGGCGUGUGGAUCUCCUUGAAGUUGCUAAAGAAACAGAUGGGUUCUCAGGAAGUGACUUAAAAGAAAUGUGCCGAGAUGCUGCACUACUGUGCGUCAGAGAAUAUGUUAAUUCUUCCUAUGAUGAAAGUAAUGAAGAUGAUGAAAUUCGACCAGUACAGCAGAGAGAUUUGCAACGAGCAAUUGAGAAAAUGAGGAAAUCAAAGGAUGCAACAAACCAGAGUGUUCUAAUGCACGUUAGUUUAGAUUAAGGUUAAGCAGUGUUCUUCUAUGGCCUGUGACUGGUUUUGGUGACUGGUUAUGCCAUUUAAAUGAGGGAAAUCAAUUGGAAACAGAAAUAACCUUUAAUAAUUGGUUCUGGAAUUGUUUUUAUAUGCUGUUAUCUAAGUUAUUGAAAUCUGGUGAUCUUGCAAAGUUGGAUAUGGCCUCUGUGAUAGAUCAUGACACGAAAGAAUGUAGUCCAGCAGAAAAGCAAUGUCCUGUUUCAUUGUUGCAGCCUUAAAAGUCUGUCAGUUAGAUUCUAAUGUGGCACAGUGUACCUGUUAAAAGGGGAAGCAGAGCCUAUGUAUAUAUAUAUAUGAGAGAGUGUGCAUUUUUAUAUCUAGACAUAAUAUGUAGAUAACUUGGAACAUGAAAAGCCUUUUUUUUUUACUUGUUUUCUUGGUCAAACCAAAUCAGAUAAUUAAAGGAUUCAGUGCACAUUUACUUAUUUUUGUGUUUUACCUUCUUGAAAAGGCAGGCGAUCCGUUUCUGGAAAUAUCUCUUUUCCAGAAAGCAAGAAAACCUAGCCUCUUUUUUUCUCAAUUUAAUUCAUGGGGUCCACUUGUGCCAUCAGUUUAGCGAGAAACCAUAUGUAAGGAUCAUGAACCAUUUGGUUUUGUAGGAAUCUGAUCAGCGCUAAGUUAUAUUCUUUUAAAGUAUUUUUUUAUUAUUAUAGUCAGAAUUAACCAUUGUGUAAUACCAGCAACUGCAUAUUUCCAAAAUUUAUUUUUCUAUUUCCGAACUGUGAAUAAUUUCAUUUCUUUAGAUAGUAAUAGUAGGAUUGCUCUUGUUGCAAAACUUCCUUUAUCGACAUUGUAGGAUUUGCUAGCAAUUAUAAAUGGGCACAGCACAAAAUUAUAGCAUUAAGCACACUGAUUUUUAAAUUUUGUGUGGUGUUCUUCCUACCUUAAUGAACUGAACUGACUAGGCUUCUGCUGGGUCUUGCAGAUGGGAAUUUAAUAGCACUGCAAUAUUCUUAAUGGAGUGGUUAAUAGGAAAAUUUCUUCAGGGUUAAUAUGUUGAAGAAGUCAUUUACAUGCUUUGUUUUUUUUUACCUUACAAUUAAAAGUUGUAUACUUGUGAGGUGAAACUAUCUUAACCAAAACUUUUGUGUGCACAUUGCAUUUAAAAUUGUCACAAACAUUUUUUAUACAGGAAUAUACUAGUCAUUAAAAUAAACACUGAAAAACAAAUAUUUAAAAAAGCAACAAGUAAAUGACAGAUUUUAGACAAUUUUCAUCUCAGUUUUUAACAUGAUUCUGACUAAUAUUCUUGGAGGUGCUGGUUUGAGUAUAACUGCUUUGUAUAAAGCACAGAAUGUUUUUGAAACAUUAUAUGCUGACUCGUUAUGGGUUACUCGGGGAAGGAUAGAUACAAAGGAGAGAUAGUUGUCAAGUAGAAAGUGAUUUUGGGUUAAGAAAAACACAGAGCAGACAUAGGACAUUAUUCUUUUGUUUUUGAAAAGCAGAUUUCAUCUACUGAAGUAGCUCUUAAAGAUUUCAGUUCAGUCCAGCCAGUUCAGAACUCCCUCCCUUCAAAUGGCCAUUCUAAUGUUUCAGGGCAAGUUUGUGUGUGUCAGGUAAGUCAGUGGCCAAAAUCCUGUUGCUUAGUAUAGUAAAUUGCACUGUAGUAGGCUCACUGAAUCAGUGGGGAUUUGAUAAGUCAGGUCCUCCAUAAAUACCAUUGAUUCACAUGGAUUAUUCCAACUUGUUCUUACUGUGCUAAAGUAAGUUGCAGUUAGAGCAGGCCAAUUUGAAUUAAUGGAGCCUACAGAGGAGUUGACUUACCACAUCCUUAUUGAUUCAGUGGCCCUACUCUAGUGCAACUUACUAGGAUAAGCAAUAAGAUCUUGACCAUUGUGUAUUUGGUUUGUAUGUGUACAUGUGCACUGUUUUCUGUGUACAUGAAGUCUACAUACAUGCUGGGUAUACAUUGGAAUUUUUCUGUUUCUCAAAAGGUGGCCACAGGAAAUCUCCAAACUGUUGUUGCAGUUUGCAUGAGUUUAAAUAACAGUUUGUGUUUGUGUGUGUGUGUGUGUUUGCAUUAUUUUUAAAGGGGAAUGCGGUUACGGACGGUGUGUUCUUUUCUUCUGUUUCCUCUAUAGAAAAUUCCCAUCCAACCUAAAGAGUGUCAAGGGGAAGUUCUGGAAUAGAUUCUGCAUGUGUGUCCCUCUGGAUUUUAGCCACAUUGAGCGUGAGCACCGAUGUGGUGCUCUUUGUUUUCAUAGGUAGCAUCCAGCUUAUUGGAUCAUUAUUAAAAUUCUAUUGAACUUACUGGAUGCUUUUAAAAAGAUAUUUAUGCAAAAUAACUUUAAAUGCUGGGACAUCUAAGUCCAUGAGUAAACUGUAACCGGCACUUGUACAGUAUUAAAUCUGGCAACUGUCAAGUUUUUUGAUGAUCCCAAGCUUCUCUGUUCUAUGAGAGUGAAUACCAUUUUUCUGUCUCCGUACCUCUAAUGUUAUAUUGCCUUAUUCACUCAAUUUCACUAAAACCGCAGAAUACAAAACCAAUAUAAGUAUGGCAACCCUUCAUAUAGGUGCUGGUUAUUUUCACCUUUACUGUGGCUUGUAAAUAGAAAUGUCAUACAAAUAAAGCCAAUUGUCAAUUAACCAAGUUCCUAACAGAAAUGUAUGUGACCCAUUUUUUAAUUAUAGUUUACUCCAGCAGCAAGAAACAUACUUGGUAUUCCUUUCUGUGAUGACAUUUGUUUUCCCAUUUAUUAAUACACCCCACAAGUACAAAAUUGGCCCAUUUAAAGCAGUGCCAGUUUUGCCAUUCAUUUCAAUAGGAUGUAUAACGGUGAGAGACUGAUCUCUGUCUCUUUCAUUCUCAUUAUCUCUCCUUCUACCCAAAUAAAUGCAUUCACUCCUUUA